AUGCAACUUCUAUUGCGAUGUGACCGACUUGACCCUUGCUCAUCUUGCAAACACCGCGGGCUGCCAGCUUGUACUUAUCCCGAGCCAAAACGUCUUGGCUCAGAUCGUGUGGCCAAAGAGAAAAAGCAAACAAAUGCUUCAAACUUGACAGACCGGAUUGGUCAUCUAGAGAGACUCAUCACAUCAUUUGUGGAGAAUUCCAACUCACCAACGGUGCUAAGCCAGAUUGAAACCGAUUUAUCGAAAGACCUUGGAAUCGAAGGAUCCCAAUUGGAGAAGAUUGAGCCCACCAAAUCCUUUGGCCAUAUCUCACUGCAGGGUAGCAAGGCCACAUACGUUGAUGACACCCAUUGGUCAGCAAUAUUAGACGAAGUAAGUCGACCUUCCUCAGUCCUAGUCUUGUUGAUUGACUGA
This is a messenger RNA of Penicillium taxi, 414 nucleotides long. RefSeq names its product transcription factor. Gene Ontology annotation, molecular function: zinc ion binding; DNA-binding transcription factor activity, RNA polymerase II-specific. The coding region runs from base 1 to 414 and encodes 137 amino acids. The record is from RefSeq and is a predicted model, not a curated record. Gene Ontology annotation, biological process: regulation of DNA-templated transcription. The transcript is spliced from 2 exons. NCBI's taxonomy places the organism in Eukaryota, Fungi, Ascomycota, Eurotiomycetes, Eurotiales, Aspergillaceae.